AUGGAUACGCUCCAACGGUUACGGCAAUAUAGACCAGGACAGGAGCCCCCAGAUCGUCACCCAUUCCAAACCAGAAACCACAGCGAGGGACCGUCGAAUUCUUCAUCUCGUUGCCUAUCCCCGCCACCAAGUCUUGCGUCCAAUAUACCCACUCUUUCCGACUCAAAUUCACCAUCAACGCCGAACAAUAACCAGGACCCUUUUCUUCGCACAUCAGGCGCCAGACCGGAUAGACAUUCAUGCUCACCGUCCGCAUCGGUAUCCAGACCAGGAUUGAAUGUCCUUGCUGGACCCGCUGAUUCAGCAGAUGAGUGUGGUGAAAGUGAUAUCUCACCUACAGGACCCAAAGCGACGCGAUCUCCGUCGCCGCAAUCCAGUGUUCAUUCGGAUGUUCAGCACCCACAACAAUCAUUGCCUUGUUCACCUGUACCUGGACCCAUUAAGACGUCUACAUCCUCUCGUAAAGCGAGAAAUAAAUCAUUUUUGAUGAAGACACGGUCGAAAGGAAUAUUAUGGAAGAAAUUCAAGCCUGCUUUGGUACUCGAGAACUCUGGGAGCGUCGCGCGGGACCAUCUAGCUUCAGAGCGCACGUUUCUGGCGUACGUCCGAACCAGUUUGGCAUUGGCGAGCACCGGAGUUGCACUGGUCCAACUUUUCACAAUCGCCGAUUUAACAUCUUGGUCAGCGUAUUCAUCGACACCCGCGGGUCGCCGAAUCCAGCGCUUUGCUCGGCCGCUAGGGGUAACAUGCAUAGUAUUUGCUUUGAUUGUUCUAGGAAUCGCCGUUUACAGGUACUUCAAAAUCCAACACGCACUACCCGAACAGAAAUUUCCUGUUGCCCGUAUAUCCAUUGCGUUUAUUUCCUUCGUGUUAGGUGCUCUGGUGGUGGUCAUAUUUGGCGCGCUGUUAAGCGAAAGGGUAUGA
Molecule: messenger RNA, 924 nt
Organism: Psilocybe cubensis
Lineage: Eukaryota; Fungi; Basidiomycota; Agaricomycetes; Agaricales; Agrocybaceae
Exons: 2
Coding region: 1-924 (307 amino acids)
Source: RefSeq, a predicted model, not a curated record